AUGCAGGGCUACUCAUUUGCGCCCCCAGCCGGGCCUCCGAGGGAAGGACAAAAAAAUUAUGUAUUUGUUGAUGAACACAAUAGGCACAAGAGACUCAAGGUGAUGCGAGCCUGCAAUGGUUGUCGGAAAAGGAAAAUCAAAUGUGAUGCUGCCACGACAAAUACGUGGCCCUGUUCUGCGUGCACUCGUCUGAAGUUGGUUUGCGUCCCUCCCACCAUUGGCCAAGAUGGAGACUUCCUGCCAGAUGGCCAGGACUCUACUCUAGAUACCGGUGGUCCUUCCAGUGCUCCCGAGAGCUCCCAUUCCUUCCCAGUACCUCCGACCUACAGGGACAAUAACCAACCUCCCAUGGGAACCAUGCCUUCAUAUGAACAAAUGAGCAUGUAUUCUCAAUUUGUACCUGCUCCACAUCCCCAGCAAGGCCUCUAUAACGACCUUCGAUCGCCACAAAUGCCCAUGCCGCAGAUGACAUAUCAGCAACCUCAGAUGUAUGCUGGGACCCAUGCCCCGUCACUGGGAACACCGGAACGGAAUCUUUAUGUGGACAACGACCAAUCAACCGCCGAGAAUCUCAGUGAUGUGCUUGGAGAGCUAAAGAUUGACGAGAGCGGCAUCGCUCCCUAUAUUAGAAGGCAACGGACAGAUCGUGUUGAACCUGAUGCUCCUACUCAAGAUGAGGCUGAAGAGCGACUGCCACCUCUGAGUACUGGCUCAGGCGCGACAAUCCGAAUCCCGCCUGAGCUUAUGCCUGCGGAAGACGACGUGAUGUCUUAUUUCAAGAUCUACUUUGAUGAGAUACACCCCUAUGUUCCUGUUGUUUCUCGUGCCCAUCUGUACUAUCAGUGGCAACAUGAUCGCCGCUCCAUUUCUCCACUCCUUCUGGAGGCUUUGUUUGCCUGUGCAGGGCGGUUAUCCGAUGAGCCCGCAGAGGGAGCCCAAUGGCUGGCCUUGGCCAACAGGCAUGAAACUAGCUUUAUGGACGUACCACGCCUGAGUACUAUUCAAGCAUUACUUCUUUUGCUCAAGGCCAGAGAAUCUUUGCCGAAGAAAGGUUAUUAUUAUCGAUCUUGGCAAACUGUCAAAACAAUUGUCUCGAUGGCGAAAGACAUGGACAUCCACGAGCACCACAGCAGUCACGCCGAGGGUGAACCUUGCGGUCUCAGCCCAAUUGAAUGCCUGGUGCAGACCAGGGUAUGGCAAGCUAUCAUGGUAGUCGAGGUAAUGAUCGGAGCACCUCAAGGCCGCUCGGACUACGGAGUCGACCCUGAAACAGUGGACAUGCGCCCAACGUUAGAUAUCAGAGGUCUUGACCAAUACGAGAUCGAUCGCUCAAGGCAAUAUGCUUACUUCGUUCGCAACGCACAUCACAUUCGCAUCAUCACAGAUAUCUAUCACAAAAUUAAGAAGCAAAAGGACUGGGGGGCAGACGCCCGAUUUGUACAGAAUAAUCCUCUCUUCUCAGAUUGGCUUCGCAACCUGCCUCCCGACUUACAGGUCAACUAUCCUGCCGAUGGGUCUGCACCAUGGCUGCCAUCUCAUUUUGUGGGCAACAUGCAUUCUCAUUGCCACCUUGCGAUCAUCCUGUUACAUCGACCUCAACUAAUCGCCUCACAAUCCUUCGCGGCCGGUGGUGAAUGGAAGAUUCACAUGUCACUGUGCUACUCCUCAGCCAAGAGUCUAUGCCGUCUUCAAGAAGCCAUUUUGCAGAGAUUUGGGCUUUCUGGCCUGCUCUAUAUGCAAAGAGGUAUCAAUUUUGCCAUUUAUUGUAUUCUGACUUGUACAAUGCUUCACCUGGUUGCCAUAACCUCUCCCGAUCCUGAAUUCAACGCAGAUGCCCGUGAAUAUUUCACCCGACAUAUGAGAAUCCUAGAGACCUGCUCAACGGCUUGGCCCAUGCCCGAGAUUCAAGCACAGAUCGAUUCAUUGAGACUAGCCUUUUCCGCUGACAUGCAACGCCCCUUCGACCUGAAACCGAGUUUCCCUUAUGGGAGUCCCUCGGAACCCUAUCAACCCAGUCCACCUAUGGAUGCGCACUACCAUCCUCAUUUAAAUACAGUCCAAUCUAGAGUGGGUUUCCAUGCGCUUCCAAUAACUCCUCCAAUUUCGACUGGUGCUGAAGACUCCAAGUCCGACACAUCUUCUCAGUUACAAUCCCUUGGAAUGGUUGCCCAUCAACCUCCGACAACCCACCCAAUGGACGCCCCAUUAACCGACGAAAACACUUGGGACCCGACCCGCAUCAUCACCCAAUGGGACAUGGCUUUCUCCGUGAAUCCCUCUACUGUCAGCACCAAUUCUCCGCCGAUGCCCAUGAACAAUACGACACCGGGUGUACCAAAUGUCGUGAACCCUCAAUACCCUAUGCAGUACGAAACACCAAGCAAGGUGUCUUCUUUCACCCCAUCUCAGUCCAUUUCCCCACCGCAGUUCCAUGCACCCCCGGUUGUGUUUUCAGCCCGAGAUUGGCAGCAAAGUGUUGCUAGUGUAUAUGAUCCACAGGGCGUAAAGCGGCGAUGGAACCAUUCAGUUGAUGUUGGUUCUGACAAUAUGUCUAAGCGACAACGGGGAUGA
Messenger RNA from Penicillium antarcticum, 2571 nucleotides. Its product is annotated as Zn(II)2Cys6 transcription factor. The coding region runs from base 1 to 2571 and encodes 856 amino acids. NCBI's taxonomy places the organism in Eukaryota, Fungi, Ascomycota, Eurotiomycetes, Eurotiales, Aspergillaceae. Gene Ontology annotation, biological process: DNA-templated transcription; regulation of DNA-templated transcription. The record is from RefSeq and is a predicted model, not a curated record. Gene Ontology annotation, molecular function: zinc ion binding; DNA binding; DNA-binding transcription factor activity, RNA polymerase II-specific. The transcript is spliced from 8 exons.